This is a messenger RNA of Lutra lutra (Eurasian river otter), 1917 nucleotides long. RefSeq names its product ring finger protein 175 (gene RNF175). The coding region runs from base 51 to 1037 and encodes 328 amino acids. The record is from RefSeq and is a predicted model, not a curated record. Lineage: Eukaryota; Metazoa; Chordata; Mammalia; Carnivora; Mustelidae. Gene Ontology annotation, cellular component: Golgi membrane; endoplasmic reticulum membrane. The transcript is spliced from 9 exons. Gene Ontology annotation, molecular function: metal ion binding; ubiquitin protein ligase activity.
CGCGAGUAGCGAGGGACUGCGCGGCCCCGGGCGGGCGCCGCGGCGGAGGUAUGGCCGCGGGGGCCGCGGUGCGCAAGGCGGCGCCGGUGCUGGAGGCGCCUCCGCAGCACGAGCAGAUCUCUCAUACAAAGCUUUCUGCGGAUGAUGAGUGGAACCUGCAGCAGGAGAGGAUACACAAGACGCACCGGGGCCAUGAGUCCAUGCACGUGGAGAUGAUCUUGAUCUUCCUCUGCACCCUGGUCAUCGCCCAGAUAGUGCUGGUACAGUGGAGACAAAGGCAUGGCCGGUCCUACAACCUGGUGACACUGUUGCAGAUGUGGGUUGUCCCUCUCUACUUCACGAUAAAACUCUACUGGUGGCGGUUUCUGUCUCUGUGGGGAAUGUUCUCGGUUAUUACCAGUUACAUCCUCUUCAGAGCUACCCGAAAACCCCUCUCGGGGAGAACACCACGAUUGGUCUACAAAUGGUUUCUUAUAAUCUACAAACUCAGCUAUGCAUUUGGUGUUGUGGGUUAUUUGGCUAUCAUGUUUACAACGUGUGGAUUCAAUUUACUUUUCAGAAUCAAGGCCAGAGAUUCCAUGGAUUUUGGUAUCGUAUCCUUGUUCUAUGGCCUCUACUAUGGUGUGAUGGGGAGAGACUUUGCAGAGAUCUGUUCAGAUUACAUGGCUUCUACAAUAGGGUUCUACAGCGUCAGUGGGAUGCCCACAAGGAGCUUGUCAGACAAUAUCUGCGCCGUCUGUGGCCAGAAGAUCAUUGUGGAGCUUGAUGAAGAAGGGCUCAUUGAAAACACCUACCAGCUCUCCUGCAAUCAUGUCUUUCACGAAUUCUGCAUCCGAGGCUGGUGUAUAGUUGGUAAAAAGCAGACUUGCCCUUACUGCAAAGAGAAGGUUGAUUUGAAGAGGAUGAUCAGUAACCCCUGGGAGCGCACACACUUUCUCUAUGGACAAAUCCUUGAUUGGCUUCGUUAUUUGGUGGCCUGGCAACCCGUGGUGAUUGGAAUAGUUCAAGGCAUUAAUUACUCCCUAGGACUGGAAUAGCAUAGCACACCUACUCCAGAAACAGCUUGCGGCAUGUUGAAAUAUUCUUAAAUCCUUGAUCCUAUCUUUAUUAUUGAUACUUCUUUUUCAAUUUCAGAGAUGAGCCCAAGAGUUUAGAGAAAUGAAUAAAAGGGCCCUCCAAAAGGCAAUCUGUCUAUGUGGAAAGAAUUUAAAAGAGAAGCUGAAUGUCAAAAGUUCAGAGGAAAACAGAAGUAAAGCCAACGAAUCAAUAAAGUAGUCAUCAGUAAAAGUUUAUUGUGCACACAGCAAAAAGAUCGUUUGCAAACCAGGGCACUCAGACCAAAACACAGAACAAAGCUCGGGGGUAUAUGUGAGGCAACAGCUUACAAUAGUGCGGAGACAGGGACUGUGUAUUCUUCACAGAGAUUAUUUAAAAUACUUGAAUUUUCUUAAACGAAAGGGAAGUGGUUAGUGAUGACCUCAUAUCAAUUUUAGGAAAACAAUUUAAGUUUUGCUUAUGAUCUUCAGAGGCCUAAGCAAAGAAGUACCCAGAUCAGUUAGCCUCACUUGUCUUGCAAGAUAAGCUACAUCAAGCUUUGCUUGUAAGACUAAACUGGUUCUGGGGUACCUAUGUUGCUCCGUCAGUUUAGCAUCUGCCUUUGAGUCAUGGUCUUAGGAUCCUAGGAUCAAGCCCCGAGUUGGACUCCUCACUCUGGGAGUCUGCUUCUCCCUCUGCCUCUCCCCACUGGCUUGUGCUCUAUCUCGCUCACUCUCUCUCUCUCAAAUGAGUAAGUAAAACUGUAAAACAACAACAACAAAAACAAAACAAAACAAAACUGGUUUUGUCUGCUCAGGGAAUUUCAAGUCUGGUCUCUGUUUGUGUUUGAUUUUAAUAUGAACAACAACAUAAACAAAUACA